Messenger RNA from [Torrubiella] hemipterigena, 1179 nucleotides. NCBI's taxonomy places the organism in Eukaryota, Fungi, Ascomycota, Sordariomycetes, Hypocreales, Clavicipitaceae. The record is from the annotation of a GenBank genome assembly.
AUGACAUAUAGAUCGGUAGCCUACUUUGUUAACUGGGCCAUCUACGCCAGAAAGCAUCGCCCCCAGGAUCUUCCCGCCCAGAACUUGACACACAUCUUGUACUCUUUUGCCAAUGUCAGACCGGAAAGUGGCGAAGUCUACCUGACCGAUGGUUGGGCAGACACCGACAUUCACUUUGAGAACGACUCUUGGAACGACUCCGGCACCAACCUCUACGGCUGCUUGAAGCAGCUCAAUCUUUUGAAGAAGCAGAACCGUAACCUCAAGGUUCUUGUUUCCGUUGGAGGAUGGACCUACAGCGCAAACUUCCCCGCCCCUGCAAGCACACCGCAAGGCCGCGAGACAUUUGCCAAGAGCUGCGUAGAGCUACUCAAGACUAUGGGCUUUGACGGCAUCGACAUUGAUUGGGAGUAUCCCAAGAACGCCGAUGAAGCUCGCAACUUUGUUGAGCUGCUCGCCUGCGUGCGCAAGGAAAUGGACGACUACGCCAACAGAACCAGCGGCGGUCACCACUUUGAGCUCACAGUUGCGUGCCCAGCCGGCCCCGACAACAUUAACAAGCUUGAUGUCGGAGGCAUGAGCCAAUACGUUGACUUUUGGAACCUGAUGGCGUACGACUACGCUGGCUCCUGGGACCAAAACAGCGGCCACCAGGCCAACCUGUACCCCAGCCGCUCCGUCCCUACCUCUACCCCGUUCUCCACCACUGCCGCCAUUGAGCUAUACCAGCAAAAGGGUGUCCCUUCGAACAAGAUUGUUCUCGGUAUGCCGCUAUACGGUCGUACUUUUGAGAACACCGACGGCCUCGGCAAGCCCUACAACGGCGUCGGCCCUGGAACAUGGGAGGCCGGUGUCUACGACUACAAGAAGCUUCCUCUUGAGGGUUCUGAGGAGCACACCGAUGCUGAAGCCGUCGCUAGUUACUGCUACAACCCUGGAUCUCGCGUCCUUGUUACCUAUGAUACCAAGGCCAUGGCUAAGACCAAGGCCGAGUACAUCAAGCAGCGAGGCCUUGGUGGUGGUAUGUGGUGGGAGAGCAGCGCUGACAAGUCUGGCGAUGAGAGUCUGAUCAAGACAGUUGUGGAUGAGUUCGGCGGUCCCAAUGGUCUCCUCCGCCAGGACAAUUGCAUUAGCUAUCCUGAGACCAAGUAUGAUAACUUGAGAGCUGGCUUCCCGUAA